GCAUGUGGGUCCAAAUCCCAGGGCCACCUCAGAACAUUGAGCUCAGCAGGAGGGGCCCAAGAGCACACGCAAGCUCUGAGAGCCAGCAGCCCGGACUCCUCUUCCAGACUCCUCAGUCAGUUAACCUGAAGCUCAACUCAGUUAACCUGAUGCCUAAUUCAGUUAACUUGAUGCCACAGAUGAAGAAGAGCCCAGGUUACUGCCUGCGGCCCUAAAGACCAGGAGCAGCUGACAUAUGUAAGGCAUUAGCCCUGUCUGCUCUUCUUGGCAAAUUGUGGAGCCCCGGGGAGUUUCCCUUUUAAAGAAGUGGCCCUUCACAGUUGGAGAACUCAGGACCAGGCUGUCUGUCUCCCUGGGUUCCAGCCCCAGGACUGAAGCCUUACUGCACCUCCGAACUGCUCCUGGUACUUCUGUGUGGGAACCUGGUAAGUCCAGGCCCAUUGGAGAAACCCUGCUCAAUAUAAUAGCACAUGUUCUUGGCUGAGGAAUGAUUUGCUGGUCCACUAUCUCCAUGGCACCCUCUCUGGCUCUGGUUGGGAUUUAAUAUCACUGUUCAGGCUCAGCAGCUCGGUCUAGUCUCCAGACAGUGCUUUCUAUGCACAGGCCAGCACAGAGGUGCCAAAGAAACUGGAAGCAGAUCCCUGAGGGCUUUGUAAUGUUGGAAAUCUGGUGGUUCUGGCCCCUGGUGGCCAUUUGUGCUGCGGACUCAUUCCGGGAGAAGGCGGAGAAAAUCAUGCAGGACACACCUGUUAUUGAUGGGCACAAUGACCUGCCUUGGCAGCUGCUGAAGUUGUUCAACAACCAACUGCAAGACCAGAAAGCCAACUUGACCACACUGGCUGACACACACACCAACAUCCCAAAGCUGAAGGCUGGCUUUGUGGGGGCCCAGUUCUGGUCUGCAUACAUGCCCUGUGACACCCAGAACAAAGAUGCUGUGAAGAGGACGCUGGAGCAGAUGGAUGUCAUAUAUCGCAUGUGCCAGCUAUAUCCUGAGACCUUCUUGUGUGUCACCAACACCUCAGGCAUCCAGCAGGCUUUCCAGGAAAAGAAAGUGGCCAGUCUGAUUGGUGUGGAGGGUGGCCACUCCAUUGACAGUAGCCUGGGUGUUUUGCGGGCACUCUACCAUCUGGGAAUGCGGUACAUGACCCUCACCCAUAACUGCAACACACCCUGGGCUGACAACUGGCUAGUGGACAAAGGAGAUGACAAGGCUCAGAGCCAAGGGUUAUCGACCUUCGGCAAGCGUGUCCUGAAGGAGAUGAACCGUCUGGGUGUCAUGAUCGACUUAGCCCAUGUGUCUGUGGCUACCAUGAAGGCUGCUUUGCAGUCAUCCAAAGCUCCAGUCAUCUUCAGCCACUCCUCAGCCUAUAGUGUGUGUUCAAGCAGGCGAAACGUUCCAGAUGAUGUGCUUCAGUUGGUGAAGAACACAGGCAGUCUGGUGAUGGUGAACUUCUACAAUGAUUUUGUGUCCUGCACAAAGGAUGCCACCCUGGCCCAAGUGGCCGACCACCUGGACCACAUCAAGAAGGUGGCAGGUGCUGAGGCAGUGGGCCUUGGAGGAGACUAUGAUGGUGUUUCUAGGCUUCCUGUGGGGCUGGAGGAUGUCUCUAAGUACCCAGAUUUGAUUGCGGAGCUGCUCAGGAGGAACUGGACAGACACAGAGGUCAAAGGCGUGUUGGCUGACAAUCUGUUGCGGGUCUUCUUAGCAGUGGAACAGGAACCAGAACCUCCUUCAGUGCUCUCAAAGCUCAGGGAAGACUGGCCAAGCCAAGAGCCCCUGCUGUCCAUGUAUAAAAUCCACCCUCUCCUGAACAGGCACCUGGCCCACCUGAGGACAGUGUUAUAUGAUAAAAGUAAUGACCCCCUAAGUACUGAAUGUGUGUGUGUGCUGUCAGUUCCCCAGCCCUGGAGGGGUGAGGUGCUUCUGAGCAUGUGGAAAGCAGAUUCUGUGAUAAUGGACCCUGUGUGGACAGGGACAUGGGAGUGCCUUGAGUUCUUGGGAGGGGAGGGACAGAGGAAACCCAUAUGUCUGAAAGAGGUCUUACAUGGGCAUUGUAUUAUAAAAAAAAUUAAGAUCCAGUUUCCAGUGGCCUCCUCCCAAUGUUACUAGUGCAUAUAACACAUGCAUAUGAUAUAUCCACACAUACUCAUGAGCACACGGCCCACCUACAUGCACACAUGCAUUCAGGUGCACACACACAUACUUAUUUGCACACAGCUCACACACAUGUAUACACAUACUCAGGUGUAUACCAACAUCUAGUCUCAUACAUGAACAUAUGGACCCUGACACACAAGUCACAUAUGCACCCCUGUCCAUUUGGGUUCUAUAGAGCUGGGAAAGGACUCAGGAAUCUGCAUUUAGUCCAGCAUUAGAAGUUUAGGGUCUGGAUGGGGUAGGUGCCAGGACUCUCCAGGGCAACUUCACAUAACUAACAGCAGGUCUUUUCAGACCCACAGGGACAGAAGCAUUCUCUUAUGUGUUCCCUAGCAUGGUACUUUGUUAGUGGAAACAGGGCGAUAAUGAAGCCUUCCAAUGAGCACAUUCAAAGAUGAGUUUCUGAAUAAUUUUGUGAGGGAUAGCAUGGAACAGUCUGUGCUGUGUGGCCAAGGACCCCUUUUCUGGUCCAUGCUGUUGAGAAUACUCCAUCUGGACAUGGGCAGAGAUUGCUUUGUCCAAUGCCUGGCCCCACCUCUGAGAAGAGUCCAAAAGGGUCCUGGGCUCAAGGGCUUUAGAUGCACAGCCUCUCUGAAAUAAGUGUCCUGCCUGCAUGUGUUGAGCCCCAUGGCCAUAUGUCUCUGUGCCUUUCCUGGAAGAUGGGUAGACAGUAACCACAGCCCACAGG
Messenger RNA from Nannospalax galili (Upper Galilee mountains blind mole rat), 2849 nucleotides. It is a transcript of the gene Dpep1, whose product is annotated as dipeptidase 1. Lineage: Eukaryota; Metazoa; Chordata; Mammalia; Rodentia; Spalacidae. The coding region runs from base 596 to 2113 and encodes 505 amino acids. The transcript is spliced from 13 exons. Gene Ontology annotation, biological process: proteolysis. Gene Ontology annotation, molecular function: metallodipeptidase activity. The record is from RefSeq and is a predicted model, not a curated record.